Molecule: messenger RNA, 1005 nt
Organism: Pipistrellus kuhlii (Kuhl's pipistrelle)
Lineage: Eukaryota; Metazoa; Chordata; Mammalia; Chiroptera; Vespertilionidae
Gene: RXFP4
Product: relaxin family peptide/INSL5 receptor 4
Biological process (GO): immune response
Source: RefSeq, a predicted model, not a curated record
AUGCCCACACCCAAUAUCUCUGCCCCUCUGCCCGUUUUCUGGCUCAAUGUCUCUGCCGGCGGUGUGCGAUGCCUGUCGAAUUCCUAGCCCCGAGGGCUGUGGUUGCCCUGGCCUUCGGGCUCGUGGGGACCACUGGGUUUAUGGGAAGCUUGGCCGUGCUGUGGGUGCUGGGUAACUGUGCUCGGCGAGCCCCUUGCCCACCGUCUGACACUUUGGCCUUCAACCUGGCUGGCGGACUGGGGCUGGCACUCACUCCCCUCUUCUGGGCAGCUGAGGGGACACUGGACUUCCCCUGGCCCUUUGGAGGUGGCCCCUGCAAGAGGGUUCUGAGCACUGCCUUCAACCUCUACGCCAGCGUCCUCCUCAUCACGGACAAUACUGGGUGGUGGCUGGGCUGCAGGACCAGGCACCCUUUUCCCCUCUUCUGGGCCCGCAUGGCCACCCUGGCAGUGUGGGUGGCAGCUGCCCUGUUGACAGUGCCCACGGCAGUCUCUGGGGCAGAGGGGAGGUGUGGGGCGUGCGUCGUCUAUGCCUGUUCGCUUCUCCAGCAGGUACUGGCGGGGGCCUGCCAGCUGCAGAGGGUGGUGCUGGCCUUCCUGGUGCCCCUGGGCAUCACCACCAGCUCCUGCGGGCCUUCUGCAGUGGGCAGGAUAGCCUGCUCCGGCUGCAUCCUGGCGGCCUCCUCCUUCCUCCGCCAGUUCCCCAACCACAUGACCGCUCUCUGGAGUGCCCUGUGAAGUCUGACCUGGUACCCGGGACAGCACUCUCUACACCUCCAUCCCCAUGUCUCCCUGUCACUAUCUGCCUGGCACACGGCAACAGCUGCCUCACCCCUGUGCUGGGCUGUCUCCUGCGGCGGGAGGCCCGGCAGGCCCCCUCAGGGAGCUCUGAGCACGGCUGUGGCCCAGAACGGGGGGAAGCAGGUGGGUGAAGGCGGGAGGCAGGCGGUGUGUGGACAGCACCCCCAGGAGAUUGGUCCCUCUACCUGCUCACCGACGCGGACAA